This is a messenger RNA of Hevea brasiliensis (rubber tree), 2183 nucleotides long. Its product is annotated as probably inactive leucine-rich repeat receptor-like protein kinase At5g48380. Gene Ontology annotation, molecular function: ATP binding; receptor serine/threonine kinase binding; protein kinase activity. The transcript has 2 exons. The record is from RefSeq and is a predicted model, not a curated record. Lineage: Eukaryota; Viridiplantae; Streptophyta; Magnoliopsida; Malpighiales; Euphorbiaceae. Gene Ontology annotation, biological process: protein phosphorylation. The coding region runs from base 211 to 1995 and encodes 594 amino acids.
CCAAACGUGAAUUAUAUCUAGUGAGAUUUUCUUUCAAGUACCUCGCAGCUUUUAUGUAUGUUAAGAGGUCAUCAAAUUCGAGUUUUCUCUGAAAUGAUUUAGCUCCCUUUUCUUGUUUUUGCCAUUUUCAACCCUUCUGUAUCAACUUCUAUGACCAAGUUUUUAUCUUUUAUUCCUUUUGUAUCAGGAAGCUGACGAACUGAAAUCUCAAUGGAACUUGAAAUUACAAAAGUUUAUGCUGUUUUUCUCCACACUUUUAUCUGGUCGUUGCUAGGUUCUUUUACUGCGACUGUGGGUACUGAAACUGAUAUUGCUUGCUUAAAAUCUGUUAAAGCUUCCUUGGAAGACCCUUUUGGUUACUUGAAAUCUUCGUGGGACUUCAGCAACAAUACAGAAGGCUUCAUCUGUUCAUUUACUGGUGUGGAUUGCUGGCAUCCUAAUGAGAACAAGGUUUUAAAUCUCAGAUUCUCUGAUAUGGGGCUGAGGGGCCGAUUUCCUCUAGGGAUUGAGAAUUGUACAAGUUUAACAGGCUUGGAUCUUUCCGGUAACGAGAUUGAGGGACCAAUUCCAUUUGACAUCCCGAAAAGACUUCCAUUUGUUACAAGCCUCGAUCUUUCCUCCAACAGUUUUUCCGGUGAAAUCCCAUCCAGCAUUGCCAAUUGCUCCCAUCUGAACAUUCUUAAACUAGACCACAACCGACUUACAGGUCAUAUUCCACAAGAAAUUGGUGGGCUCAGCAGGAUCAAGGUCUUUAGUGUCUCCGAUAAUCUAUUAUCAGGGCCAGUGCCAAACUUUGCAAACACUACAGUUUUGACCCAAGACUAUGCAAAUAACAAUGGACUCUGUGGGGGGCCUUUGCGAAGGUGCCCAGUGAAUCGAAGGAAAUUUAAUUUGAGAUUUGAUUAUUCAUUCAAAGGUGGGUUUGCAAUUGGUUAUACAGUUUCUCUGAUUUCAGCUAUAGUUGUAUAUGCGUCCUAUUGUGUACCUUGGGUGUAUAUGGGAAAGAAGAAUGGGAUGAUCACAAUACCAGAGCUGGUAAUGUUGAUGCUAAGGAGGAAGAACAAAAAUCCAGAGCUUGAGCAACUGGCUAGCUUAUCAACUAUGGAGUUUUUGCUCGAGAAAGAGAUUUCUACCUCACAGCACUUUGUUACGAGAAUGAGUUCUAUAGAUCUGUGCAACGCCACUGGAAAUUUUAGCAAGCAUAAUAUCAUUGGGGUGGGACAAAUCGGCACCAUGUACAAGGCAAGCCUUCCUAAUGGUUGGUCCCUCGCAGUAAAGAAAUUAUAUAUUUCUGAACAAUCUGAAGAGCAGUUCAUAUCUGAAUUGAAGACAUUGGGUAGAUUGAGACAUGAUAACUUGAUUCCACUCCUCGGAUUCUGCAAAGAAGCAAAAACAAGGCUUUUGGUGUAUAAAUAUGUAUCAAAUGGAAGCCUUUUCGAUUGGUUACAUUCAUGGGAAGGCAAGAAGAAAGUGCUGAAAUGGCCUUUGAGGAUGAAAAUUGCUGCUGGUAUAGCAAAAGGCUUGGCAUGGCUCCAUCAUUGCUGCAGUUUCCGUGUGGCUCAUCUUAACAUAAGCAAAAAAUGUAUUUUACUUGAUAAGGAUCUUGAGCCCAAGUUAUCAAACUUUGGAAUGUCUACCUUCAUCAAUCCAAAUGAGGUCAAUUCAAGCAGUGGUUUCUUCAUGGAUGUUGAUUUUUGGGAGGAAUGUUUUCUUAAGGAAGAUGUUUUCAACUUCGGAAUUGUGCUUCUUGAGUUGAUUACAGGCAAAAUGGGUACUGUUUUGAGCAGCUCUUAUGGAAGCUUGGAUGAAUGGUUAAGUGAUCUCUGUUCUAGCUCUUCAAGUCUAUAUGAUUGCAUCGAUAAGCAUCUGAUAGGGCAAGGACAUGAUCAUGAGAUCUUUCAGUGUCUGAAAAUAGCGCGUAAUUGUGUACUGCGCUUUCCAGAGCAAAGGCCAACCAUGCUUGACGUUUACAUGACAAUAAGUAGUAAUAAUUGAACCCUGCAAAUUGAAAUUGUUUCACCAAAUUCAGAGAUGAUUUAUGCAGAACAAAAAUGUGCAAGCUUUGUCAUUGGAAGCAAAAGCAUAAAGCUUCCUUGUGUUACACCUAAACUGAUUCCAUCAGUUUGAAGUAUAAUUUAGAGUAUGUUUUAAAUGCAAUCUCAUGAUUUAAUCAUGUUCUUCAA